UGGCGCUUUUCUAACGUUGCUAUCUGUAAACAACAUGGACGACUGGCGCGGGCACUUGCUGUUUCUGUAUUAGUACUUUUAAAAAACCAUGAUUUACUUUAUUUCUAUUUUUACAAUGGGUUAAUUGCAAAUGCUAAACAAGUAUGCGUUGAAAUAAUGGCAUUCACCGUUUAAAUUGCAACAAAGAGACUUGACAUAUUCUUGACACAGUCACACCCAGCAGAAUGCCUGGAUUAACAGACAGAGUUCACUUUGAAGAUGAAGUGUUACUCAGGAAAACUAAUCUCGAAGCAAUUCAAGAAGACAGCAAUGAAAGCUACAAACAACGAGUAGAGGAAAUCCUGAACCCUAACAGUACAUACCUUACGGAACUCCAGGGACCGGAUGAACUGGGAGAGGACUUUGGUUUCGAACCAGAGGAUGCUGAUUUUAUAGUGCCCAGCGUAUCAGAGGCUGAUUACAUCGAUGGACUCGAUGACCCCAUGCUGGAUAAGAUUAAGGGGGAAAUAGCCAAGGAUUUGAGGAGACAGGAGUCAGAAUCUUCAGAAACAUCCUCGAGGACUGAGGACUCGAGGGACCAAGAGGCGGAACUGAAUAUUCAUUACUCAGAGCAUUUUACUUCAGUUCCGUAUGGAGUCUUGCCAAGAGCUACAUAUUCACACGGUCGCAAAAAUGCAGACAUCAUGGGAAUUGUGUAUAACGGGAGGAUGAGACAGUUUGUCAUUUUGGACGGUAAGGGAAUCACGACAUGGAAGAGAGACCCAGGCCUGAAUGGAGAGAGGCGCAUUCAAAGGGCACUGAUGUACCCAAAGUACGAAUACAGACUGAUUUCAUAUCUCGUUUACGCCAAGAAAUUCAACUGCUACUUUGCUCUUGGAAAAGAUUUUGCCCUCAAGGUUCUGAAUCGAGACUUCAUUGAGACUUGUUCAGUGAGUGCGAACCUGCGAUCUGUUCUGUUCAUGUUGUUCAACCCGGUAGGCGAUGAGCUAAUUACAGGGGGCGUUGGAGGAACGACGAUAUGGAAGUUUGAACAGGAUGCAGCCAAACCAUUAACAGAAAUCAAACCACUUGCCAAUUACAGACUCAGACGAGUUCGAGACCUGAAGGACGUUGGUGGAAGCUGGGUAAAGCGGGUUGACCUUGACUUGACCUUGCAGCACCUGUACUGUUGUUCCGACACAGAUCUCUAUGCCUACGACCUCAAAGGGCAGCUACUCUUCAAAUUCCUAAAAGCUCACACCAUGUCCAUCACGGGCUGUAUCUACUCCCAGUUCUCCAAGACGCUUCUGACUUGUUCCAUUGAUACAGAAGUGAAGAUGUGGAGUUUACGGGGUGGACUUGUGCACACUUUUCGUGGGCACUCUCGAGCAGUCACCAGUCUAGUGGUUCAUCCGGUCAAGCUGUCAAUCAUAGUGACCGCCUCAUUAGAUGGGUCAGUCAAAAUGUGGUCACUCAACACAAUGGAGAUAUUAUACAGUGUUGUGAUCUCCACGGAUGGGGUGCUCUGGAUGGGAAUGACAGAUGACUCUCUGAUGUAUUGUGCCACUGUCAGAAACAUCACUCUCUGGAAUCUCAAUCAGUUCUACGAUUUCUUUGCCGUUGCCAGAAGCCGAAUUUGCCGUCUUUCUCUUGCCAGUUGUGAAAAUAAAACAACACGAGUUGUCGCUGAGGGUCAGGAUAGCAGCAUGCGUCUGUUUUCCCGUAAGAGUCAGAAGAACUUGACGACAGUGUUACCUCCCCCUGAUAUUUCCCCCCUACAGAGGGUGCUCAGUGUCUGUUACAGUCGGGAGUAUAAUAUGGUGUUUGUCCUCAUUACUACCAUGGAGAUCUGGGUCUAUACCACAAAGACUGAUCCUAGCUGCAGGGUGAUGACUUGGAAUGUCCAUGACUUACAGAUUCCUUAUCUCUCCAAUAAAGGCAAGAAGGAUUCUGACAAUCCACUAGGGGGCUGGUCAUCCUCAUUACAAGGCGGCCCCUCCCACCGUGCCACGGAGAAUGGUCUGGGUAACGAAACCCUGGCCUCCUGCCACUCCCUGUGCAUCUUAACGUCCACGGCCACCAUGUGGACGGAGGAAGGCUUCUGCUGCCCCAUACAAAAUAUGGACCUGGAGGAGACUUACCUACUGAUGGGAAUGGAGGAUGGAAGAAUUUUAUUCAUGGAUCCAGUCACUAAAGGGAAGAAGUAUCUGGAAUUCAAAGCUUCUAAAGACGCUAUUCAGGAAAUGAGACAUGAUAUAUCCCACAGUGCUCUGAUAACGACGUGUCACCUCAAAGAACUCGCCAUGAUCCAGAUCUGGAGCUUACCUCAGCUUGAGCUGUUACAUGAGAUGUACUGCUCACUGAACAUAGCUUGUUAUUCCAGGAUGGACAAGUUGUUUAUGACGGGACAUCUUGACGGAUGUGUGAACUUUUACACCCUGGAACCUGCAGAAGACUGGGGAUUGUUCAGAGCAAAAAUUGAACCCAACAAGGACAGUGUGGUGAAGAAGAAGCGACCAGAACACAAUGCGGAAGUGGUGGCCAUUGACUCCUCAGCCUCCAUGAGAAUUUUCUGCUCGGCCAGUUUGAAUGGAGUGAUCAGAAUUUGGGAUGAAAACAAGCACCUGAUGACAGAAAUCUUCAUGGACAAGUUGGAAAUUGAUGAAAAUAUUCUACAAGAAGAACCAGGAAGGAAAAAGAUUAAGGUGGAUGAGCAAGGAAGGAAGGAAAAGGUGGAGGAUGAGGAAGAGGAAGACAGUGGCACUUCCUUUCAAGACAAAUCCUUGUCAGCUGCCUGUUUUCUGAACAACAAAGGAGACCUGAUAAUCGGAUACAAGAACCACAUCUUUUUUAUAGACCACACAAAAGUUUGUCCACAUUUAUCUGUGACUGAGGAGGAAGAAGAGAUAGAUAAAGAAUCUGCCAUAAUCGAAGAUCCAUCUGUGAUUUAUGAAGGGGGAGUUUAUCUUCCAGAGCCCGUCACACUGGAAAAUUACUUGGUACCCUUUGAUUUUAUCGAUUUUUCAAAAGACUUUUUGGAAGGAAAAAUUGACUUGGAGGAAACCUCUGAUGAGGAUGAGGAUAGUGGAUCAGAGUCCUCCCUUUCCCUGGCCCCAACUGAAAUUUAUCAGUCCCCCCUUGAUAGCCCCUGGAGUCGAUCAAUGAUUGACUUGACUUUGGAUUCUGAAAUCAACAAACAUGACCUUAGACAACGAAUGAAUCUCACCAUGGAUGAAAUUUACAAGCGAGCUGAGGAAGAUUUCAGAGAGGCAAGGACAUCACAAGAGCGAUACAUGCGAAGGAAAAUGUUGUUCUUUUCAAAACUGAGGAGUGGUAAGAGGAGAAGAAAGGCAGUGAGUAUUCUGAAUGGAGAUGACACACCUCGUGCUUCAGACCAGGAGUCAGAGGGAGAGAACCUGCCCAAGUUUGACUUUCCAAUGUUUGGGAAUUCUCCUGGCCCUUCUCCAGUUCCUACUCCCCCCUCCCAUCCAGCCACCCCAGAAAUCGAGGAGGUGGUAGAGGAUGUUGAAACUCAGUCCUCAAAACCACUGGAUGAUAAUUUUGUCCUGAAGGAAGUGCCUGCAGCGGAAGUGACUGAUUCUACCAAAGAACAACAGCACGUGGAAACUAAAACGGACUCUUCGGACGAGGAGGAGGUGAUACCUGACCGCCGGAACAAAUACAGACUAGACAACAUCAAACUGGACGUGAAAGGUCUGAUGAAGUCGGCCAAACCAACGGUGAGGAAGGCGCCGCACACUAGGAAGACGGACCCCUCACCGGCCAGGUCCGACCACACUCAUGCCAAGCAAGAGGAACAGUUACUUACUCCAGAAGAACUUGCACGUAAACAGGUAGAGGAGGAAAGGCGUUUAGAACGAAUGAAGAAGCAAAUGUUAAAGGAGAGAAAGUUUCCUAAGCGCGGAAAUAAACCGACGCGAGCGGAACUUCUUGCAGAACAGAAACGCUUGGAAGAAUUAAAGAAGGAGCAUCCGUAUGGAGUUGCUCCACAACUGACACAACAGUUAAAUAAAAAGCCCCCGCAGGAGGAGAACAAGGAGAAUGACGGUGGUGAAGAGAAGGAGGACUAUCCAUUAGUUCAGUAUGAACAGCCGGAUCUGGACAGCUUUCAGGAUGAACAGUGGAAUCCACGAGAAACAGGGGUCAGUGGAACCAGUUUAAUGGGGACCAAACUCGAUCUUCCACAAAUCAAGCGGGGAGGCGCGGGGACGCCAGGACCCAGAAUUAUCAAACCUCCUCCCACUCCAAUCUCACGGGGAGCAACUCCAUUACCACCCGAAAACAAUGGUCAUUUGCAGGUUCCAUCGACUCCCACUCCGGGAGGCAGGCUGGAGUUCCCAACAGAGAUCGACAGGCCUCCGGAUGAAAUGAGAAGAGAACUUCACUCGAGACAAGGCCGUAUUUCUCCACUAAAGGGAGUAGAGGAGGUCGAUCGAGAGACCCGCACUCCAGACAUAGAAACAGCUGUACAGAGACAAUGGAGUGUACAAAACGAUAUCCCAGAAAGGCCCCGCUCCGAAACCCCCACAGCAGCCCUUAAGAAACUCUCAGAUUCCCGUAAAGGGGCCCCAAAAUUGAUCAGGGUUGAUCUUCCCAAAGAAAGUGACGGAAAAUUGGAUACAUAUCGCACAAGGUUAGCUUCUCCAAUUUCCGAGAUGACGGAGGACCGUUCACAUUGGAGUGGACACGAGGCGGACGAUGAACUGGGAGAUCAGCACAGACAUAGGAAACACUAUAAAAGCAGGAAAGAGAGAUCCCUGUUGACAAAAGAGGAGAUUAAAUAUGUUCAUCAGAGACCCAACUCGUCCUUCCACAGACCAAAGCCUGCAGAAAUGUUCCUAGACCUUCUUGGAAAACUGCAUUUUUCGGCAAAUGUAAAACAUUAUACUCAGGAAGACGUUGUUCGACCAAAAACAGCCCAUGUCCGCUUCCAGGCCGAGUCUCCAGAAUCAGGAGCGGAAGAAGUCAACAUAGCGCUAGAACUUAUUUUGGAACUUCCGGACAAUUUAGAAGAUUUACAGAAUGCGUUUGAAGAUGCACUUGAGCGAUAUAACAAUAUCCACGGAGUCCCGUGUACAGACAAGAAUAAACUGCUAUACAAAAAUGAUGGAAACAAUUUUGAAGACAAUUGGCAGGAAAGAGCAAUAGAGAGACACAUGUUGUUAAGAAUGAAGAAGGCGCUACGAUCAAAGAGCGCAGCACAGAAGAGACAGGCUUGGGAGGAUCAGUUGGAGGAGAAAAGGCAGAAACUUCAGCAGAAGGAUGCGGAUGCGCAGUCUGCCAUAGGACUACGUUCGGAAACCGUUGCCUCUUUCUUUGCAUUAUCUCAAGUGGAAAGGGCCAACACAUCGAUGUCCUAUAUGCCUCUCCUUAACACUGCAAAACCCACAGUUCAGCUUCCGAGGCGACCCAAAACGGCGGCAGCCAAUCUUCAGAAACAACAGACAGACAAAACGGCUCUCAAAGUAGAAAAACCUUUCAGACAUAAAAUACGACAAGGUGGAUCUGAGAUGUCAUUUUCAAGACCCCCCAGUAGACAGUCAUCAGAACCAUCUAUAUCGCCACGCAUGAUUGAUCCUAGAAACCCGAAUUCUCUCAGACCACCCUCAACAAAAUCCAUUCCUAGCAAGUGCACGCGAUACAUUUUAGUCAGUAAACAGAAACGCAAACCUGCUAUGCCGUUACCAACACCUCUAGAAGAGCACCUGCUAGCGGAGCGAUUCCCCACGAUGGGAGAGAAAGUGUAUCGACAACAUACGGACCUGGCAAUCCGGUCCAAAAAGCCCACGUACUGUGUGGAGUACACACCGUUUGUCAAUCAGUGGACUUAAUAUUCCAUUGGGUAGAAUCUCCAGACUGGCUAGCCAGAUUUAUUACGUUCCACUUAAGACUAGUUUGUGGUGUUCUGUUUGAAUAUUAGUGUGUUCUUCAUAUGAACAAAGUAAGGAAAUACACACAGUUGGUACUUGUCUAGUCGAAGUAAAUUGAAAUAUUUUGUCAGUAAAUAUCUUGAAGGUCUCACAUUGACUUCAUUUAAAUUCAUCAUGUAGUGAUGUCGUUAUUUUGCCAACAUUUCUUCCCGUCCUACGCAGACGUUUUAUAUUUUAUUUAUUGACAUUUUUGUGUGUGUCUUUUUUCCAUAUCAAUGACAUUUAUCUUAAGAAUUAAACAGAUUGAUGUAAUGUUUAUUUUCUUAGAUCUAUACAACUUGUGAUGAUUUAUUUUUAUAAAGAGGGUUUUUUUAUCAUGUGAUAAAAGAGAAAAUCGUACUUUACGAAUUAAGGUCAUGUAAGUGAUGUAGCUGAUGUCUGUGAUAUAUUCUGAUAAAAUGAAUAAAUGGAGGAGAUUAAA
Messenger RNA from Ostrea edulis (European flat oyster), 6351 nucleotides. RefSeq lists its product as uncharacterized. NCBI's taxonomy places the organism in Eukaryota, Metazoa, Mollusca, Bivalvia, Ostreida, Ostreidae. The coding region runs from base 225 to 5831 and encodes 1868 amino acids. The transcript is spliced from 42 exons. Gene Ontology annotation, molecular function: protein binding. The record is from RefSeq and is a predicted model, not a curated record.